Exophiala dermatitidis NIH/UT8656 is the source of this 3399-nucleotide messenger RNA. RefSeq lists its product as uncharacterized. The transcript has 4 exons. The record is from RefSeq and is a predicted model, not a curated record. NCBI's taxonomy places the organism in Eukaryota, Fungi, Ascomycota, Eurotiomycetes, Chaetothyriales, Herpotrichiellaceae. Bases 1 to 3399 code for a protein of 1132 amino acids.
AUGGCUGCCAAAGCUACCGCGAUCGGAUCCGCAUCAUGGAUAUCCGCCGAGAAGGAGAACGCUCUACAGUUACUGCAGAAUGAGAAGGAAGAGGUGGUGUUCCCAGCACAACAUCAGCUUGAAUGGCUCAAUGAACAUAUGGCGGAGAUCUUCAGCAAGAGCAAUGUUGAUGUGUCGAAUGUCUUCAAAACCCCUGGCAAGCUGCGGGGCAAGACACCCCGGACCGGCAGGAAACGAAAUGCUCAAGAUGCACGAAUACCGUUGAGUGAUGUUUUUUCGUCGAAGCCGCCUAUGCGGCAGGGCCCUCAGAAGCAAGCAGACACAAGCAAACCGCUCUUUGAGAUCGCCCGUGACGAAGAUGUUCGGCAAACCCAUAAAUCUCAAGUUGAUUCGGGGUACCAUGAUUCGAUCGAGAAUGAAACAGAUUCCGCUGUGCAAAUGCAAGGCUCACAGGACUUCGAAGUGGCACAGAAACAGCAUUCGGCUUCGAUAUCUACAACACAUGAUGAAGGUUUAGACGGGGCGCAAGACAUAGAGCAUAGGACGACGGAGGGCUCGUUCCAUUCUGCCGAAGAGGACCAUGCUACCAAGGUUGUCGAUACAUUUCCUGACGCCGCAGCUGCCCAAUCCAUGGCCCAGGAGAGUGCCCCGAACAGCCAGCGCAGUGCCCAAACCGGUACCCUGGCUCAGGGACAAGCUGUCGCUCAGAACGACUUCGACCAGGACAUGAGCUCUCCAUCAGGCGACUCAAGCCCGGAGAGACCCCUGGUAAGGAAGAGUAGUCUGACCUUUGCUGCACUUCCUGCGCGCGCACCAAUGAAGCCCAGCAUUGGCGCCCGACCAUCACGAACAAGUCACGUUGAUAUGCAGCAGCAGCUUGGCUCCUACGGCGCGCGGCAGGCGUUAGCAUUGACCCAGCCGGGGCCGAGCAAUGGCCCAAAUGUUGCCAAGGAUACCAUUAUGAGCGAUGAUGACGAUGACGAGAAUAUCAAGAUACACCAAGAUACUGCAUCUCCUGAGGACAGACAGGCAUCUGCAAUGCAUUCGAAGUCGUCGACACAACGCUUGCACGAGAAGAUAGAUAUGCUUGGAAAGGCUCCCCAACCACGCCCAUCUAAAUCGAUACCGUCUGCCGCGAUGCUAUUUACAAAUGACCAGAGAGACGUUCAAGGAACAAUUGAACGACCGGGUAACCAGGGCCCCUUGGUCCACGAUGAUGAAGAUGACUGGAUCAUGCCGUUGAACUCUCCGAAGUCUACCAUGUCAUCGCCGCCACCGAGCGGCGCUGCGAAUAACGAGGAUGAUUCUGACGAGGAAGAUGAAUUUGAUAUCCGCGCUCCCGAACUUAUAGCACAUGAAGCAAGAAUGAAAACGCCUGUUCGGAUGUCUCCGAGCCCGGCCAAAAUGAGGCCCGGGUAUGGACAUGCGAAAUCAGCCUCGACAGCAACUCUGGCCUCACCUGCAAAGGCAGCAAUGGCACCGCCCGCAAGCCCCGCUAAAUCGAUAUCAGUGUCUAACCCGCACGCAACGACGACGCCUCAGGGGUCUCCAAAGCGCCAUCUCGAUCUUAGCGCUUCAAAAUCGAAGUUACAAUCGAUCAUGAAGACCGCAAAAGGUCUAUUCACAACGAGCGCAAGCGCGUCUGCGGCAGCAAAGCUGGAAACUCUUUCCCCCAACGCUGUAAAUGCCGCGGCCAAUCUCAUGCCGGGGAUGUAUCCCAAUUUGGGUGCAUUGGCUCAGGACAAACCCCUUCCUGCCAGUCCCGCGAAAGAAGUGAGGAGAACGCGCAGCUCCACAGAGAGGGAGAAACGAAAGGAGAAAGAGGCCCAGAUCAUGCAUAAGAUGGAUGAGCAACUCGAGAAAGCACGGGAAAAGGAACGCCGGAAGAUGGGCGAACACCGGAGGUUGCAGGAGCAGCCGCCUGUCUCGAACAGUAUGGAACAGCCGACCCACCCGAGUCCCAAACGCGUGCCUGACGAGUCAAUGCAACAAGAGCCGCCAGCGUACAACGCUUUAGCUGCGAAACCAGCACGACCGGGCCGGCCGACAAGAGAGCCCCCAGUCAACAAAGCGAAGCCAGCGCCUGUGUCCAUUCGAGUGCCAACAAACUCCCAACGAAUGCCGGCCAACCCUUCACACACUGCCUCAAAUGCCCAAGAGAUGCUGCCCGCCGAUCCAAAACGCCCAGGGCUAACGAAAAAGACCAGCACAGCAUCCCUACAGUCAAGCACCGGCCUUAAAGCAUCGGUGCAUGGUCAGCCGCCCAAACCACGGGCCCUACUCGCCGCAGAACGUAAGAAGGAGCAAGAUGAACGUGAGGCCCAACGGAAGCUCGAACAGAAGCGGGAAAUCGAACGCAAGCGAGCUGCACAGCAAGAAGAGGCGCGCAAGCAAGAGCAAAAGCAACGUGCGGGGGCGGAAAAGCGAGAACGAGAACGCGUGGCAGCAGAGCAAGCUAGAAGACAGGCUCAACAACAAGCCAUUGAACGGAAACGCCAGGAGGCGGCCAGAAAGGCUGAGCAGCAGCGCCUGGACCGUGCCGCCAACGAAGCUGCUCGUCCGUCUUCACGCCUUACUGGACAACCUGCUGGCCGUUCCUUGAUCAACCACCCACUGCCUACAAACCCGGCCAAACCGGCCAAAAGACCGUUGGAAGAAGACAUUGGCUCCCGAUCCCAAGCUGCUAAAUACGGCAUGGGCCCUCCUCAAGGUGACGCCAAGCGACGUAAGACAGGAGAAGAUGAAGGUACGGCGGAGCCCGCGUUCCGGCCUGUAGUCUCGGGAGCCCCUAUUCGUCAAUCGCACCUGGGUAAGAAGCCGUCCAUCUUCAACCAUAGUUCGUACGCGCAAGCCCCGCCACCUGCCAGCCUUGGACAUCUUCCACCACCCCCGAGUCGUGCGGCGCCUCCUCAGAUGCAGCAAUAUGCCAAUGGUGCCAAGAUUCCUUUUGCCGAUGCCCCCAAUCCUCCAACACAUGCAAAGACCCCAGUGUCAAUGAUGCAGCAAAAGACAGUCCAAACGGUCAAGUCAUCACCUCAGUAUGUCAACGGGGAAGCCAUCAACUUACCUGAAAUCCCGACCGAUUCGGAAGAUGAGGAUUCAGAUGAGGACGGCAACGCGUUCCCUAUCCCGGAUUGGGCAACACCAGGCCACCUUACAGAACAGCUCAUUCGGCAAGAAGAAAUUGAUGGAGAUGCUGUGUUCGGACCAAUUGCGCCACUCAAGAUGGAAGAGAUAUUCGCCAAGGGCAAUAAGGAUCGGUUAAAGCGGCUACGAGACCGUACCAGCAGCGCCAAUUGGGCUUUAAGCGGUGAUGGAUUGACUCUUGAAGAGGUUCGAGCAGACCGCGAGCAACGACAACGGUUGAGGUUGGAGGGCGGGUGGAGGUUCGGGCAUUGA